Penaeus chinensis is the source of this 1280-nucleotide messenger RNA. RefSeq lists its product as uncharacterized. The record is from RefSeq and is a predicted model, not a curated record. The transcript is spliced from 10 exons. The coding region runs from base 1 to 975 and encodes 324 amino acids. Lineage: Eukaryota; Metazoa; Arthropoda; Malacostraca; Decapoda; Penaeidae.
AUGUACCCUCGUGGCGCGUCUCCAGGCAAGGCUCUAGCUCCUCGCGACAGGUAUGGUUCAACUGCCCAAGCCAUGACCUCCCAGGAAGGCCAGGUGGAUGAGAGCGCGAGAGGCUGCGAUCCUGUCCUUGUAAUAACGCUCAAACGUGCAGGGAAAGCCAAAGAGCGUGGUCAUCCUGACGCUACCCUAAACGAAGAAAGAGCCAUGAAUUCUGCGUGGACAACACUGUGGUUCGUCGUUAUGGCAUCUGCGGUUAAUCGCGACCGGUUUUGCGAGAAGACGGAGAACACUCGCGUAACCGGAACUAUUGUCUUCAGCAAAAUGAUGAAGAGCCUAAUGCAGUGCAGCGGCAUGUGUUUGCACUUUGAGGCUGAGUGCGAGGCGUUCACUGUCCAGCCGGAGAACAGCGGACUCAUCUGUGAGGUCAUCAAGGACAUUGGCGGGCCGGAAAAUGUUGCAGGCGUCCACACCUACUGCCUCCCGCAAACUACGACAACGUUAACCUCCACGACCAAUACAGAAACUACGACAACGGUAACCUCCACGACCACUACAGUGACAACUACUACUACUCCAGAUCCCCUGAUAGUAGAUGGCUGGAUUAAAUACCCAGAAAAUAGGUACUACAAGUCAUUUACAGAACUGGAUUGGUGGGGCUCAUCAACUAGCUGUUUACCCCCUUCGAGAUUCUUCAUACCAGAAUCAUGGAAUGAAUUUAUCACUGUCGCUGAUUCGAUGGACGUUGCGGGUGUUGGUAGCAAGCAGUGGAUCGGUGCGAAAUAUAAUGAAACUGAACCCGAAAAAAGAGAGCUGGGAACUUUGCACUGGGCUGACGGAUCAGAUAAUUUCACAGGCUUCAUACGGAAUGAUGGUGAUACUUCAAAGAACUGCGCAUAUAUGGAAAAGGGCAGGCACGAACUGAAGUUUGAAAAGUGCUCUAACACAGAAAAACAUCUUUGUCAGAUAAUACAGUGAAAAUACAAAACAACCCUCACUGAAUACUGGGAUGGACAUAAGUAGAAAUAUAAAUAAUACAACAUGUGUGCUGAGAAGAAUUUGCAGUAGAAAUAACUGAAACGCUUAUGUCGAUUUAUUUAGCAAGGAAGACAGAACGUUAGUCAGAGUGUAGAUCCGGAAAUAAUGUUUAACUGUUAAUGUGCCUGAGAUUCUGCCUCAAAGGCGGACAGUUUUUUAUUCUGACUAUAUACAUACAUACAUGAAGUAUAUGUACAUGUAUAUCCACACCCACUCACACACCCCCACACACACACACACACAUA